AUGAAUCGCUUGCGUCACGUGACCCGCACGUGCUCCAACCGUCUCCCGGCUAUAACCCGCUACCUGGCAGACGCCACUUCCCUAAUAACAACCCCGACGCCCCUCCGCCACUCGUCUCCUCAUCUGCGCCGGCGGAUUUCUCGGUUCGAUUUUCUAUCCCCUUUCGAAAUCCUCCAAACGCUCCGAUCGAUCUCAAUCCCCUCCUCCACCCCUCUCGCGCUGGAUUCCAUGGGCUCCCCGGCAAAGGAAUCCGACCGCAUUCCUGACGAAGCGAGGAGGAUUCUCAAGUCGCUGGCGGCGGAGUGGAGCGACAUCGCAGACGCUGAGGCGCUGCAGGUGGUCCCCCUCAAGGGGGCCAUGACGAACGAGGUGUACCAGAUCAGGUGGCUCACGAAUGCCAGCCCCGGCGAGCCGCUGCCUAGAUCCAGGAAGGUGCUGGUCAGGAUCUACGGCGCCGGCGUCGAGGUUUUCUUCGAUCGCGAGAACGAGAUCCGUACGUUUGAGUUCAUGUCCAGGCAAGGCCAGGGCCCCAGGUUGCUCGGCCGCUUCUCCAAUGGACGCGUCGAGGAGUUUAUUCGAGCUAGGACUCUUUCCGCGGCUGAUUUGCGUGAUCCUGAGAUUUCUGCUCUUAUAGCAGCCAAAAUGAGUGAAUUCCACAAGCUAGAUAUGCCUGGACCCAAGACUGUUGUCCUAUGGGGUAGAUUGCGCAAUUGGCUUAAGGAUGCCAAACGUUUGUCUCUGAAGGCAGAAGCAGAGGAGUUUCGGUUCAGUGUCCUGGAAGAUGAAAUAUCAGAGCUGGAAAAGAAGCUCUCAACCGAUCAUCAACUUGUUGGGUUCUGCCACAAUGAUUUGCAGUAUGGUAACAUAAUGAUGGAUGAAGUGACCAAAUCAAUAACCAUCAUUGAUUAUGAAUAUGCGAGCUACAACCAUGUAGCUUUUGAUAUUGCAAAUCAUUUUUGUGAGAUGGCUGCAGACUAUCAUACUGAAACCCCACAUGUCCUGGACUACAGUAAAUAUCCAGAUUUAGAGGAACGUCGAAGAUUCUUGUGUACCUAUUUGAGUGCUUCAGCUGCACUCAUAACCGCCACCUCCGCCGCCUCCUCCACCUCCGCCGCCGCCCCAAUCCCCGCCAACAAAACCCGCACACCCCCCAAACCCAAACUCUCCCCACCCACAGCUCCACCGCCGCGGACACCCUCUCCUCCGCCACCCGCGGACAUCCAAGGAACGCACCUCAACAACAUCAUCGAUGCCCUAAUCGGCGCUGGCGACUUCGCCGGCUGGGCCAACCUCCUCUCCGGGUCCGACCCACAGUCCCUCCCCCUCACCGCAACCUUCUUCAUCCCUGGAAACGACGCCGUCUCCAACCUCUCCGCCGGCGCCGGCAAAACGCCCCUGGACGCCUUCCUCAUCCCCUACCACAUCGUCCCCCAGCGCCUCACCUUCUCCGACCUGCGGCGGCUCCCGGCCCGCACGCGCCUCCCCACUCUCCUCCGCGCCAAGUACAUCGUCGUCACCAACAGCUCGCCGGAGAAUUUCGCCGUCGACGGCUCGCAGGUGACCCACCCCGACGUUUUCUUGAACUCUGUUUUCUCGGUGCACGGCGUCAGAAAGCUCCUCGAUUACUCAGUCUACGGCGACGGCCGCAUCCCUUCUCCUCCACCACCGCCGCCGCCGUCCGCUCAUGGGCUGCCGGAAGGAAAAAACCCUUCUUUUCCCGGCGAGGGUAACGUGAUAUCUGGGGCCGCUUUCUUGUGCAGUUGGGUUUGGAAUCUUUUUCCAGCGGCUGUUUGUGCUUCUCUUCUUCUGCUCGAGAUUUAUUGGGAACUCGCUUGA
Molecule: messenger RNA, 1836 nt
Organism: Striga hermonthica
Lineage: Eukaryota; Viridiplantae; Streptophyta; Magnoliopsida; Lamiales; Orobanchaceae
Source: the annotation of a GenBank genome assembly